AUGGAUUCAGAUCCUGAUCCUUCUUCAAGUCCUUCUCACCCACAGCCACAGCAAGGACGGUCUCAGCUAAAUGCAGCUGCUACUGUGGGCCAUAGUGAGAGUAAUCAGAAACCUGGUUCACCUUCAGGAGAUUCAUUGUCCUCUGCAACUUUUUCCCCGUCCGCUACCAGCCAUUCUAACAGCAGGGACAGAGCUGAAAGAAGCGAAGCCAUGAAAGAAGAACCUGAAGUACUCUUUGAGGAUCUGUUUGAAAAGGCCAAAGCUGGAGAACCAAAAGCCCAGACGGAGAUGGGAAAACACUACCUGAAAUUAGCAGAAGAACAGGAUGAAGAACUCAACAACUGUAGUGCUGUUGACUGGUUGAUUCUUGCUGCUAAGCAGGGUCGAAGGGAAGCUGUCAAACUGUUGCGGAGAUGCUUAGCAGACAGAAGAGGCAUCACUUCUGAGAAUGAGCAAGAAGUGAAGAAAUUAUCAUCUGAGACUGAUCUGGAGAGAGCUGUGAGAAAAGCUGCCUUAGUUAUGUAUUGGAAAUUAAAUCCAAAGAAGAAGAAGCAGUUAGCAGUUUCUGAACUGCUGGAGAAUGUUGGGCAAGUUGACAAUGAAGCAGAUGGUGAAAAACAACCUGGCCCAGUUCCAAAGUCUGUACAGAAGCAAAGAAGAAUGCUGGAACGAUUAGUAAGCAGUGAAUCUAAGAACUAUAUUGCUUUGGAUGAUUUUGUUGAAAUAACCAAGAAGUAUGCAAAGGGAAUCAUCCCAACUAACCUGUUUGUGCAGGAGGAUGAUGAUGAUGAAUUGGCUGGAAAGAGUCCCGAGGAACUACCACUGCGACUAAAGGUUGUAAAAUAUCCACUUCAUGCCAUUAUGGAAAUUAAAGAGUACCUUAUAGAUAUUGCAUCUAAGGCAGGAAUGCAUUGGCUGUCCACUAUUAUUCCAACACACCACAUCAAUGCCCUCAUCUUCUUCUUCAUCAUCAGUAAUCUGACAAUCGAUUUUUUUGCCUUCUUUAUCCCAUUAGUCAUCUUCUAUCUGUCCUUCAUUUCCAUGGUGAUUUGCACACUGAAAGUCUUUCAAGACAGUAAGGCCUGGGAAAACUUCCGCACCCUGACUGACUUAUUGCUUCGUUUCGAGCCAAAUCUAGAUGUUGAGCAAGCAGAAGUGAACUUUGGGUGGAAUCAUUUAGAGCCAUACGUUUACUUUUUGCUCUCUGUUUUCUUUGUCAUUUUUUCCUUCCCUAUAGCAAGCAAAGACUUCAUACCAUGCUCAGAGUUGGCUACCAUCUCUGUUUUCUUCACAGUGACAAGUUAUAUGAGUUUAAGCACUUGCGCAGAACCCUACACGCGAAGAGCUUUAAUGACUGAGGUGGCUGCUGGCUCCCUCUCCCUAUUGCAGAUACUACCUAUAAAUUUGGGCUAUUUCAAAUUCUUAGGUAAAACCUUCUUUACUCUUCCUAUAGGCCACUUCUUCAUACUAAAUGUGAGCAUCCCAUGCCUUCUGUUCCUGUACUUGUUCUAUCUCUUCUUUAGAAUGGCACAACUGCGGAAUUUUAAAGGCACCUACUGUUACCUGGUUCCCUACCUGGUGUGUUUCAUGUGGUGUGAACUCUCAGUGGUUAUUCUGCAAGAGUCCUCCUGCAUUGGUCUCAUUCGUGCAUCAGUUGGCUAUUUUCUGUUUCUCUUUGCACUCCCAGUUCUAAUCAUAGGCAUUGCACUCAUGUGUCUUGUGCAUUUCAUAAAGUGGUUCAUAUCUUUGGAGCUCAUGAAGAUUGUGGUGACUCUUGUGUUGUGUGGUAUUCCUUUGUUUUUACGAUGGUGGACAAAAACUAACUUCUCCAUGGUUGAAAUGAUAAAAUCCCUAACCAGGAGUUCUAUUGUGAAACUCAUUUUGGUGUGGAUUACAGCUGUAGUGUUGUUCUGUUGGUUCUAUGUGUACCGAUCAGAGGGAAUGAAAGUCUACAACUCUACCUUGACAUGGAAUCAGUAUGGCUUCGUCUGUGGACCCCGGUCAUGGAAGGAGACUAACAUGGCACGCACCCAAAUUAUAUGUAGUCAUCUGGAAGGACACAGAGUUACAUGGACUGGGCGGUUCAAAUAUGUCAGGGUUACGGAAAUUGACAAUAGUGCAGAAUCUGCAAUAAACAUGCUUCCGCUUUUUAUUGGUGAUUGGAUUAGAUGUUUGUAUGGUGAAACCUACCCUGUGUGUGACCCAAAAAAUGUUACCAUGGAGGAGGAGGAACUGUGUCGUCUCAAGUAUCUGACAAAGCAUGACUGUCACAUGAAAAAGUUUGAUCGAUACAAAUUCGAAUUAACUGUGGGCAUGCCUUUCAAUGGCAAAAAUGGAACUAAAGCUGUAGAGGAGGAGGAUAUAACCAAAGAUAUUGUGCUGAAGGCAAGCAACGAGUUUAAGAAAGUGUUGUUGAACUUAAGGCAAGGAAGUAUAAUUGAAUUCAGCACAAUUCUGGAGGGUCGUCUUGGCAGCAAGUGGCCUGUCUUUGAACUGAAAGCAAUCACUUGCUUAAAUUGCAUGUCUAAACUUACACCCGCAGGAAGGCAUGUGAAAAUAGAGCAUGACUGGAGAAGCACAGUGCAAAAAGCCAUUAAAUUUGCUUUUGAUUUUUUCUUUUCUCCAUUCCUGUCAGUUGCAUAUUGA
This is a messenger RNA of Emys orbicularis (European pond turtle), 2646 nucleotides long. It is a transcript of the gene WFS1, whose product is annotated as wolframin ER transmembrane glycoprotein. Gene Ontology annotation, molecular function: protein binding. The transcript has 7 exons. The record is from RefSeq and is a predicted model, not a curated record. The coding region runs from base 1 to 2646 and encodes 881 amino acids. Gene Ontology annotation, biological process: calcium ion homeostasis; endoplasmic reticulum unfolded protein response. NCBI's taxonomy places the organism in Eukaryota, Metazoa, Chordata, Testudines, Emydidae. Gene Ontology annotation, cellular component: endoplasmic reticulum; endoplasmic reticulum membrane.